GGUCGAUAGCAAACGAGCUAACUAGCUCCACACAGCCAAAACACAGUGCGGCGGCAGACCCGCGGUUUAUUUAUUUUAAUAUAUGUUUUUAUUUAUUUUAUUAUUUUUAAAUAUUAAAUCAUUAAAUCGGUUGUUUGCAGAGACUGUGACGAAAGAGAAGGAGAAUGGUGGUCCCUGAUGGAGUGAGUGCCCUUCAGCCAGCGGACAGAGGUGAUGCAGACGCGGUGAUGUCCAGCUCAGAGCCAGAGUUCGGUCCCCAUCUGACCGCGGUGGAGCUGGAGGAGGUGCGUAAGCUUCAAGAGCUGGUGCGCCGUCUGGAGGUCCAGAAUCAAGCCCUGCGCUCCAGGGGCAGCAGACUCGUGCUGGGGGCCGCCAGCAACAGCAACCUCUCCACCGGAGCCAACAUCAGUAACCUGCUCGAUGGCAUGGACACUUCUCCCGGAGCAGAGGAUGCUGGGAAGCGGGCGCUGUCACCUCCAGCGGGCUGCAGUAGCAUUGAGGACAUGUCUUCAGUGCCUGAGACCUCCAGGCUGGAGGAUGAGGAGGAGAGGACCAGAUUCCUGAGCUCGCCGGGUGCUUCAGCCUCCGAACACACGCUGGGCCGCUUCGAGCCCAGUCUGUCUCCUGAGAUGUGUGAUUCUGAGACGCUGGGAGCGAGUGAUGCGGGUAUGGACCAGUCCGCCCUGGACCAGGUGGAUGAACUUGAUUUAGAGACGUGUGCUCAGGCCGAGGACGAAGACCGCUGGUUGUACGUUUCACCGAAGAAGCAGGUUGUGGCUGAACUGGGGCCUGAAUCUCCUCUGAAAUGGUGUCGGAAGUUCCUCGAUCAUCCCAGUCCAGAGACCGAAGUCGCCUGUCGGACGCUCAUCCACCGGCUAGACCAAACGUCUAGAUGGAAGAACGUGUACAGCAGCCCAUCUCAGUCCAGUGAGGCUGGCGUCUCCACGUCCUCGUCUGCUGGGUACCUCAAAUCAACUAACACAACACUACUAACCUCUGGCAGCUCAGGUCUCACGGGUGCCCCCCCUGCGCUCAGCUCUCAGUCGUCUGUGGACAGUGAGUUAAGCACCUCGGAUGACUCCAUCUCUAUGGGCUACAAGCUCCAGGACCUGACGGAUGUUCAGAUAAUGGCUCGUCUGCAGGAGGAGAGUCUCCGUCAGGACUACGCCUCGACCUCGGCCUCGCGCCGCAGCUCCUCGGCCUCCCUGCAGUCUCUGCGUCGAGGCACCUACAGCGAUCAGGAGCUGGACUCCUACAGUCUGGAGGACGAGGAGGACGAGUGCUGCUCUCUGACGCACAGCUCGUCCAGCCGCCUGGCCUCUCCACGCACACGUGUGUCCCGCCGCUCCCUGCAGGGCCCGGGGCCCAAGAGCGAGGAGGAGCUCAGGCACAGCAUGCCUAACCUGACCCCGCGCAGCAGCCUGCGGUCUCUGGAGGCAGUCAGAAACAGCCGUAGCAUGGAGGCUAACUUACAGAGCUCAGGCCAACGCACGUCCCGUCUGCCCCAGACCCCCACAGGUGUAUCAUCUGCGAGGAUGAGGGCUGAGGGCCAGUCCCCUCUCUAUCUGCGGGCUCCUAUGAAAGCGCUGAGUCCCGUGAGCUCUAUGUCUGCGGUGCGACAGCAGGCCAAAGGGCCAGCGAGUGUCCAGCGAGGCAUGAGGAGGGUGCAGUCGCCAGGUCCCACCAAUGGGGCGUCCAACUCUGCUGCUGUCGCCCGUCAGACUUCAGGAAGAGGCCUGACACCCGCUUCACCUUCCUCCAGAGGCAGACUUCCACAGACGCCCAGGAGCAGAUCUCUGGGAAUGACCAAACCGUGUGCUCCCAUCACCGAUGAAUCCUGGAAAGAUGGAUGUUACUGAAGCCCUAGGAGCUGCAGCG
Molecule: messenger RNA, 1878 nt
Organism: Carassius carassius (crucian carp)
Lineage: Eukaryota; Metazoa; Chordata; Actinopteri; Cypriniformes; Cyprinidae
Product: SLAIN motif-containing protein-like
Exons: 9
Coding region: 165-1859 (564 amino acids)
Biological process (GO): cytoplasmic microtubule organization; positive regulation of microtubule polymerization; microtubule nucleation
Cellular component (GO): microtubule plus-end
Source: RefSeq, a predicted model, not a curated record